AUGGGACUGAUAUCCUCCUUCAUUCUGGUAUGUACUAUCACCUCCAUUGUCUACUUCAUCGCUAAACAUAUGAAAUUAAGAGAACGACUGAAGGGAAUCAAUUGCCCACGUUCAUAUCCUUUGAUUGGGCAUGGAUUGAUUAUGAAACCAGAUAUGGAAGGGUUUAUCAACCAGGUUAUGGGCAUGGCCUAUAUGUAUCCUGAUUCACCGCGAAUGGUUCUUUUCUGGCUAGGACCUGUACCUGUGGUGAUGUUGUAUUCAGCACGUCUGGCCGAGAAAAUCCUCACUUCCAGCAAGCAUCUGAGCAAAGGCUACGCUUAUAGUCUACUAGAGGCAUGGCUUGGACAAGGUAUAAUUACGAGGUUGGUGCAUUUAUCUUGA
Molecule: messenger RNA, 381 nt
Organism: Cooperia oncophora
Lineage: Eukaryota; Metazoa; Nematoda; Chromadorea; Rhabditida; Trichostrongylidae
Source: the annotation of a GenBank genome assembly